Messenger RNA from Solanum stenotomum, 609 nucleotides. RefSeq lists its product as uncharacterized. NCBI's taxonomy places the organism in Eukaryota, Viridiplantae, Streptophyta, Magnoliopsida, Solanales, Solanaceae. The coding region runs from base 1 to 609 and encodes 202 amino acids. The record is from RefSeq and is a predicted model, not a curated record. The transcript has a single exon.
AUGGAUGACCUCUAUGUUAUCCCUAGAGGAUUGAAGCGCAAGGUAUCUACCUUCACAUAUUCAUAUCACUACCGGGUGAAAGUUUUUGAUGCUAUUAUUGAUUCACAAUUGCAAGAGCUUGACAGGUGUUUUGAUACAGUGAGUAAUGACUUACUUCUUGGAAUGACUAGUUUGAGCCCAGUAAAUUUGUUUGCUAAUUAUGACAAGGACAAAAUAGCUAGAUAUUAUCCAAAUGAAUUUAGUGACGACAAACUUCAAGAACUCAGUUGCCACCUUGAUAAUUACAUUGUUUAUAUGCGACAGUGUGACAAUAAGUUCUCAAACUUGAAGGGACUUGGCGAUCUUUCUAAGAUGUUUGUUCAGAAAAAGUUGCAUUUAACAUGGCCAUUGAUUUAUUUGCUUUUGAAGUUGAGUUUGAUUCUUCCAGUUGCCGAUGCAAGUGUGGAAAGAUCAUUCUCUUUUGUGAAAAAGAUCAAAAAUGAAAUGCGCAAAAAAAUUGAUGAAGAUUUUUUCAAUGAUUGUUUAGUCUGUUACAUCGAAAAUGAAGUAUUUGAAAGUGUAUCAGAUGCUGCAAUUGUUAAUCAGUUUCACGGUAUGGAGAAAAUUUGA